AGAGCGAGGGAGACGCUGGCAUCAUGCUGUCACCUGAGGAGCAGGGCUACAUCUUCAACGUGUGGGACCUGAUUGCUGGCCACGAGGCAGCCUUUGGGGCCGAGCUACUGCACAGGCUGUUGAUCGUGUAUCCCACCACCCGGGCCUACUUCCCCCACCUGUCCGUGCAGGACGACCCCUCGCAGCUGCUUCACCACGGCUGGCGGGUGCUGGUGGCCGUGGGCGAGGCUGUGAAGAACCUGGACAAUCUGACUGGGGCCCUGGCUCCCCUCAGUGAGCUGCAUACCGGCCGCCUGCGCGUCGACCCCACAAACUAUCCGCUGCUGAUCCAGUGUUUUCAGGUGGUGCUGGCUUCCCAUCUGCAAGGGGAGUACACCCCUGAACUGCAGGCUGCCUGGGAGAAGUUCCUGACAGCUGUGGCCACCAUCCUGGCCGGGGAAUACAGAUGAGGAGCUGCAGCUGCGGCCCAGAUCAUGCCAGACCAGGGGACGGGGCAGGGUGGACAGCCGCCCCUCCAGGGGUGUCAAUAAAGAAAUGUGUUUCCUAGAA
Ornithorhynchus anatinus (platypus) is the source of this 549-nucleotide messenger RNA. RefSeq names its product hemoglobin subunit mu-like. Bases 24 to 449 code for a protein of 141 amino acids. The transcript has 3 exons. The record is from RefSeq and is a predicted model, not a curated record. NCBI's taxonomy places the organism in Eukaryota, Metazoa, Chordata, Mammalia, Monotremata, Ornithorhynchidae. Gene Ontology annotation, molecular function: oxygen carrier activity; peroxidase activity; haptoglobin binding. Gene Ontology annotation, biological process: hydrogen peroxide catabolic process; oxygen transport. Gene Ontology annotation, cellular component: hemoglobin complex; haptoglobin-hemoglobin complex; blood microparticle.